This is a messenger RNA of Hydra vulgaris (swiftwater hydra), 1412 nucleotides long. Lineage: Eukaryota; Metazoa; Cnidaria; Hydrozoa; Anthoathecata; Hydridae. The record is from RefSeq and is a predicted model, not a curated record.
UAUUUACAUAACUUUGUUAAUAAAAUGAUGAACUGUUUUGAAUUUAUCUUUAAGUUUAUUUUCAGUGUAUUAAUUACACAUUGGACACACUGCGGGACAAAUUAUUUAAUACCCCAAAUUAUGUUUGAUCUUUAUGACGUGAGUGCAUUUAAAAAUGGCGAAAUCCGAAAUGAAGACCCAUAUUCUGGAAUAAGCAUUAGUUGCAUGUUUACUCAAAGUAUAUCUCAACGCUCUUCGUUAAACAGUUAUUUAUACCGAUUCAAACUCCCUGAUUACAAAUUAAAGGAAAUUAAAAAAAUUGAACUUCGUGCAUUUCGAUCGAAGACUCCAGUUAAACGUAUUAUUCAAAAUAAGUUUGUUUUAGCCGUAGUAUCCGUAAGUAUAAAAAACUUUAAUGUUAAGGCAUCUUUUAUCAUCAGUUCCCAAGGAUAUGCGUGGAUAUCAUUUGAUUUAACUAAAAAGGUGAAAAAAUUAUUUGAACUGAGUAAUAUCAAUCUCUCGAUUGAAAUAAACAUAAAGUUUUCUGGUAGCUUUCCGACGAUUGUGCUUGCCACAAACACUAGUAAAACUUUAGAGCCUUUGCUCAUCUUGUACUCAAAAGCAGAAAAAGAGAAAUUAAACUUUAUAAACUUUUUUCGUAACCAAACGCAAAAAUUAAGCAAAAAUCAAAAUUGUUUUCAGUCAAAAACGUUACCCAAUUUUGUAAGAAGUUUAAAACUUCAAAACCGAAAUGAAAAGAAUUUUCGCAACAGCAAAACUAACCAAUCAAAAGUUAUAACAAACUACUCAGUAAAUCAUACAAGAUUACCAAGAGAUACCGCCAAUAAGUAUACUAACGUCGGAUGCCGUAAAAAAAAUAUGUUUUUCAAAUUUAGAGACUACUCCGAAUUUAGCAAUGUUUUGAUCCCAAAAAAAGCUAAUUUUUACCGAUGUGUUGGGUCAUGCACAAUUCCAUUUGGUAAAAAUUCUAAAAUUAUGAAAUCCACUCGUGCGUUUAUUCAAGAACUGAUUAGUUCAAGACAAAAAGGUGUGAAACCAAUGCAUCUCCCAACAUGCUCUCCUUCAAGUUUAAAACCAAUGAAAUAUAUUAUCUUUGAAAAUGAAAAAGUUAAAAUUGGAUCAUGGGAUGACGCUGUUGUUAGCGAAUGCUGGUGCCCAUAACAUAGGCCAUAACUCUUAAAAUGUAAUUUAUGAAAAAUUAUAUUAUUCAAGAACAUAUUUAAUACGAGUAUCUUAUAAAAGUGCGAGAAAAAGUAAAAAGCAUGUUUAAUAUAGAUUGCUAUAAAACAUGAAUAAAUCCCUUGAAUAACACCAUCAUUUUCAUGUUUAUAAAUCACAACGAUGUUAUUUAUUUAUUUCAAUACAUGUCUAUUUCCUGUAAAUAUACUUUGAAUUAAUUAUAACAAAUUAAA